Chanos chanos (milkfish) is the source of this 4884-nucleotide messenger RNA. Its product is annotated as capping protein, Arp2/3 and myosin-I linker protein 3-like. The transcript is spliced from 40 exons. Gene Ontology annotation, molecular function: protein binding. Lineage: Eukaryota; Metazoa; Chordata; Actinopteri; Gonorynchiformes; Chanidae. Gene Ontology annotation, cellular component: plasma membrane; lamellipodium. Gene Ontology annotation, biological process: regulation of Arp2/3 complex-mediated actin nucleation; cell migration. The record is from RefSeq and is a predicted model, not a curated record. Bases 1 to 4884 code for a protein of 1627 amino acids.
AUGGCUUCCAAAGAGAACGCUGCCUCAUGUUUCAUCAGUGUAUCCAGAGACCUCACAGAAAGCAUCAGGAAAUUUGUAGAGAAGUCCUCCAUCAAGUUUGUUCGGGGGAUCAAGCUCGACACAAAAAAUGGCAAAACAGAGGACAGGAUACUGGUUCUCACAACAUGGAGACUUUAUCUCAUGGCAGCCAAAGUCCCCACAAAGGUGGAGUCGACCUUUAACUUUCUAGAGAUUCGAGCCAUGAACACCCACCCAGAACAGCAGGUUGUCAUAGAAACAGACAAAUCCACGUAUUCCCUCCGAUUACAGUCACGUGACCACCUUGAUCAUGUGAUCAACCACAUCAAUUUUGCUCUCUCUCGAAUAUUCAACAACUCUGUGUUUGCUCCCUCCAUCUGCCAGUCAGACAGUGAUCUCUCUGAGGGGAGCAGAAAGUACUCUCCAAGUUCAGAUACAUCUGUAGAAACACAGAGGGCCUGCGGUGGGUUUUCUGAGACCUAUGCUGCCCUGUGUGAUUAUAAUGGCAUUAGCUGUAAGGAGGAGGUGCAGUGGGAUGUAGACACUAUCUAUCAUUCUCAAGACAAUCGGGAGUUUAAUCUGUUGGAUUUCAGUCAUCUGGAGAGCAGGGAUCUGGCAGUGAUUGUGGCGUCCAUGGCAUACAACACAUGGUUCACCAAACUCUACUGCAAAGACUUACGCAUAGGAUCGGAGGUGACAGAGCAGGUCUUACACACACUCAGUAAGUCCUCUAGUCUGGAGGAGAUCACGCUGGAGAAUGCUGGGCUCAAAUCUGACUUUCCUCAGAAGCUGUCUGCUGCACUGUCAGAAAACCCAGCCUCUGUAAUUCACUCUCUGAACCUUGCCCACAAUGCACUGGACAGCCAAGGCGUUUGUAAUCUUGUUCAGCAGGUGUGUCAUCUCAGUAAAGGGUUGCGUCUCCUGAACCUGUCCAAAACCUCCCUGUCCUCCAAAGGUAUGGUGUCUCUUUCUCAAGCACUGUGCUCAAGUGAUGAUUACUCAAACUCCCUUCUGCAUCUGGACUUGAGCAAAAAUCCAGGAAUUCUGUCAGGAGAGGAUGCUACGAAUUUGUACAUAUUCCUGUCCCAGCCCAACUGCCUUGUCCACUUAGACCUGUCAGGCACCGAAUGCUCUGUAGACUCACUGUUUGGGGCACUACUUAGAGGCUGCUGUGCUGACCUCUCCUAUCUGAACCUGUCCAAAAACAACUUCUCUCACAGAAAGGUGAAGGAGACGCUCCCGCUAUUUCGUCAGUUCUUCAGUUCAGCGUUUAGUCUCACUCACAUCAGUUUGGCCUCCAUGAAGCUACCCACGGAGGCCUUGAGGGCUCUGUUUCUAGGACUGACCUCCAACCCCCACAUUAAUGACCUACACCUUGACAUCAGUGGUUGUGAGCUGCGAUCGGCGGGAGCUGCAGUCAUACAGGAGCUGUUCCCCAAAGUCACCUCCAUUGCCACAUUAGACAUCUCAGAUAACGGCUUUGAUGCAGACCUGGUCAUAGUACUGCCUGCUUUCUCCAGACACCCCUCUCUCAAACACCUCCACCUGGGCAAGAACUUCAAUAUCAAGAGCAGGGUCUUUGAUGAAAUCCUACAGAAGCUGGUCCAACUCAUACAGGAGGAGGAGUGUGCUCUGCAGUCGCUGUCUCUGGCUGACUCGCGCCUGCGUUCCCGCGGCACCGUGCUGGUCAAUGCCCUGGGCAGUAACACCUGCCUGCGCAAAGUGGACCUGAGCGGGAACAGCCUGGAGGACAUUGGGGCCAAAAUGCUGAGCAAAGCCUUACAAAUCAACACCACACUGAGGAGUGUGACAUGGGAUCGGAACAACACCACUGCCACGGGUUUCAUGGAUGUCGCAAGAGCCCUGGAACAUAAUUUCACCUUGCAGUACAUGCCUCUGCCCCUGAGUGAUGUGACUCAGGCAUAUCGAAAUGCCCCAGAGAAGACAGAGCAGGCUUUGGUUAAGAUCCAGAGAGCACUUCUGAGAAACAAUCAGACUCAGCAGUUCUCACAGAGACAAGCCCUGCGUCUGCAUCAAGGCCUGGUGACCAGCACAGCCGAGCAGGUGAUGGAGCGCCUGUGUGUGCGGGUGCAGCAGCAGGUGUGUGUUCUUCGUGGUGUUGCUGAGGCUGAAGAACUGCAGGCAGCUAAACAAGUGCUAAAAGAGGCCCGCAACUCCCGCGCUCUGUACCCUUCUCUGUGUGAGCUGGCUCAUGUACUGUCAGUGGAUGGGCCAGUCCGACAGAGACUGGACUCUCUCACUGGGGAACUCGCUAAAGCAGCAGACAAAGAACUUCAGGUGAUUGUGGACUCCAUGGUGUCUCUCUGUCGGGAGCUGUGUCCUCUGUCCUCCUCAGCCGCAGAGCGACUGACUCCUCCUCUCUCCUCUGUGUCUGAACGUGUCUCUGUCCCUCGUUCUGCAAUCAGAACUGCACUGAUGGAGAGAGCAGCACAGGAUAUACACCGAGCUUUGGAGGAAGUGAAGCUAUCCGUCGUGUCAUAUCUUACUAACUCUAUUGUGGACCAGAUCUUGCAGGAGCUUUAUUCCACACACAAAGCUUUGACACGACAGGCAUCACAGAUGAAACGUUGGGAAGGAACUUGCGAAGGUGGAACGGGUCGAAGGUCACACAGACACAGGGACUCGCUCGACAUCACGGACGAGGAGCUGGGCACCAGCAUAGACACAAUAGCCAUCAAGAAACGCAGCUCCAGAACCAGAAGGAUCCGUCCUGUAUCUACCCGACUAAGUCUAUGUGAUGAUUCCAGCUCCUCUCCUCCAUCUGCCCCUCCGCUGUCUUCACCCCUCUCUCGCUCAGCAUCAUGGGAGGGCCUUUCUGCCUUGCCCACCCAGGGUGCACCGCUACAUCACGUGACCCGGGUCAGGCCAAGGCCACCUCGUAAGCACAGGGGCGGACUUGUCCCCUCUGACACGCACUGCACUGAAAAUGGAGCUGUCACUCCAUUGGACGAUGGACUGCCUGAUUUUUACACCAAGAGAGUUCUUCCUGAUAGUCAGUUAUCCUCUCUUCACAAAGCCCACUCGCUCAGACGAAAGAAGAGACGCAAUAUGCUCGCGAUAUUUGGUUUCCGUAGGAACCGGAACUCCACUCUCUCCAGUCAGGAGCCAGAUUCAGGGGGCGGAGCCUGUGGUGAAGAGUGUCGGACAGUGGCCAUGGCACCUUGUAGGAAUGCCACAGAGAAUGUUUACACUCUGCUUCAGCCUCCUAGAAUGUCUGGGAGGGCAGGCUCCCCUAACGAGGGGGCUGAUGGUACGGCUGAGGACCACAGACAGGAAGAGCAGGUGGGGCUGAAGGAGGUGCGCUCAGUGCAGGGCAUACCACUGACCAGCAUAGGGGGAAACAAAAUCUUUACCCACACAAGUAGACAGAGAUCAGAUGCAGAACUUGAUAGUGAACGAUCUUCAGGAUCAGACAGACACUCUGAUAGACAGACAGAUAGAGACAUAGACAGACAAACAGUAUGGCAGUCAAGCAGGGAGGUGGACAGACAGACUCUGAGGCAAAUAGACAGAGAGCUAGAUAGACAGACUCUCAGGCAGGCAGACAGGCAGUCUGACAGAGAGGUAGACAGACAUGCUUUUAGACAGGUAGACAGGGAGCUUGACAGACAAACUUUAAAGCAGCUAGAUAAGCCAUCUCUGAGAGAAGUAGACAGACAGACUCAAAGACAAAUUGACAGAGAAUUGGAUAGACAGACAUUAAGGAGACUAGAAAGACAGCCAGAGAGAGAACUAGACAGACACACCCUGAGACAAUUAGACAAGCAGGCUGAAGCACAGCAGAGACAGGCAAACAAGCAGUGGGUGGAGUCUCGACAUUUAGACAGCCAGUGGGCGGAAUACAGGAACACCAGCAGGCCACCAGAGAGAAAGUGGGCAGAUGUAAAACAUACAGACCUUCCACUGGAGAGACAAUGGACAGACCUAAGACAGAUAGACAAACAGUCAGAGAAACAGUGGAUGGACAGCAAACACGCAGACAAACACAACGUGGAGCGACAAGUGCAGGGACCACGGACACCCAUGGAGAGACCUUUACCGCCUUAUCCUUCAGGGGACAGGACCCCCUCCCCAAACACACAAGCUGACAGACAGCUAUGCAUGGCCAGUCAGGCAGACAGGCGACAGCAGUCUGAUCCUAUAUACGCUGAGCUCCACUCUGACCUGGAUGGGCACAGGGACCCAGAGGAGGCUCAGACGGAUGGCCAGGUGCUGGUAGAGAUGUGGACAGACGGUUGUGCGCUGGAGGAUAGGUCGAGGGGAGCGGGAGGGGUUUACCAAGGACGUCCUUUACCCUGUCCACUCAAACCAGACCCCCCUCCUCAGAGCAGCAAGCCCAGUCUGGCCAAACUCAGGCAGAGACCCCUGCAGGAGAGCUCUGGUACUGAGGAUGAAGUGUUUGCAGACAGGGAUGGAGGACGAUUAGACAAGAAAGAGAGAGAUGGGGGAGUGGAGAGAACAAGAGAAACAGCUGGACAGCCCCCACCCAUUCCAGCAAAGCCAAAGACCUCCACCUCUGUGAUGUCUCCUACUGAAUCAGCUCAAGAGAAGAAGUUUCCUCCUGCUGUGCCUUCUGCCUCUGUCAAACCCGUAUUAGGAUUAACUGACAGAGCGCAUACCCAGGGGGAAGAGAGUAUAAGACAGGCUCCAGUGAAACCACAGAGGAACAGGAAGGCUCUGUCAUGUGACACAGGCACUGACAGGGACAGCCCUAACAACCUGGAGAUGCCCCCAAAUACCCGCAAACCCCCAGUGAAAAAACCUAGACUUCCCCAGAACAGAAAUAAAUCCCUGGACUAUCCUGACAGCGUCAGUGCAGUGCCUGGCAACAGUGAGCCAUUGUGA